Messenger RNA from Nerophis ophidion (straightnose pipefish), 1929 nucleotides. Its product is annotated as growth hormone secretagogue receptor type 1-like. Gene Ontology annotation, cellular component: plasma membrane. Bases 40 to 1893 code for a protein of 617 amino acids. NCBI's taxonomy places the organism in Eukaryota, Metazoa, Chordata, Actinopteri, Syngnathiformes, Syngnathidae. The record is from RefSeq and is a predicted model, not a curated record. Gene Ontology annotation, biological process: G protein-coupled receptor signaling pathway; hormone-mediated signaling pathway. Gene Ontology annotation, molecular function: growth hormone secretagogue receptor activity. The transcript has 4 exons.
CUGCUGUUGCCUUUCUUUGGAAGCCCCCCCUGUGAAAUAAUGGAUCAGAUGGAGCAGGGGGGCAUGAACAGUGGCUGUGAAGAUGAGAACUGUGGCCAAACGUUGAGUUUUCCAGAGCACUGCCCGACCCAAGACUAUGAAUGGGAGGAACCAAUGUUUGGAUUGACAGAGUUAGUUUGUGUGACGGUCAUUUACAUUCCUGUGAUGAUUUUGGGUCUCCUGGGUAAUGUCCUAACAAUCCUUGUGGUCUGGUUGCGUCCACACAUGAGAAGUUCUACCUACUUGUACCUGAGUAGCAUGGCUGUCAGCGAUUUGAUGAUACUACUACUCCUGCCUUUGGAUCUCUACAAGCUAUGGAGGCCCCGACCCUGGCCCUUAGGAGACUUUGCCUGUAAGAUGACCGUGUUUCUCUCUGAGUGCUGCACCUUCUGCACCAUCCUCCACAUCACCUUCCUCUCUCUGGAAAGGUAUGUGGCCGUCUGCUGGCCAAUAACGGCCAAGACACUGGUGACACGCCGCAGAACCAGGGCUCUUAUUGGCUGCCUCUGGCUGGGCGCAGCGAUCAGUGCAGCACCCGUGUUGGUGAUGGUUGGUGUAGAGGAAGUUGGGGAAGAACAUCUCAGCAUCGAUAGCUGGAAAGAGAAUGAAGGGUGGACGGAAGAGAAUAGCAGUCACGUGACUUCGCUUGAUGACGAAUUAGAUGUACAGAAGUGGGAAGAAAAAGAGAGACGCCUUGAAAGAGCUGGACAAUGGAAUUGGCUAGAAGAUGGACCAAUGGCAGCAAUAGGUGAGAAACAACAUGGAGGCGCAGUUGUAAAUAAAAAACAGGUCAAGAAAUCUGAUGAAGAGCAACAAAACCUUUUGAAAGAAGAUGAAGGAGGAGGAUGGCAGACAAAUGUUGAUGAGAAGCACAAGUUGGAGAUUGACCGGCGGGAGUGUCGCUGCACCGACUAUGCCAUUUCCUCCGGCCUUCUGCCUGCCAUGAUGAUUCUGUCCAACCUGUAUUUCCUGAUUCCAGUCUGCAUCCUCGGACUGGUCUACAGUAUGAUUGGAAGGACCCUUUGGCUGCGCCCUCAGAGCAGUCGCAGAGACCAAAGUCACAAACAUACUGUCAAAAUGCUGGGAGUGAUCGUGUUGGCGUUUGUCCUGUGCUGGCUGCCUUUCCACAUCGGUCGGACUAUUUUCUUUUUCUCUCUGGACACUGGUACUGACCGCCAGGAAGCGUACUUAGUCAACACUGACGAAGCUAUCAGCAACGUACGCAAAGUAACUGUUACCUCGGACCUGCACCUUAAUACUUCCAACUCGCCUGGAAACACUUCUGAGAAUGAAACACGCUGCGAUAUCCUUGCAAAGACCAAAUUCAAUGCCGAAACACACAUCAACAUGAGCACGCACACGGAAUACAUGAGCACAGAGACUCAAUCACGUCGCCAUGUUAUGCCAACCAUGCAUAGGGUCACACAUGCACCUGCACACACAAUAUCGUCGAAGGAUUCCACACAUACACACCUGUCCAUGCUUGGAUAUAGGAAAAGCAACAAAACACGUUAUGGAUCACACAAACUUAGUAGCUGCAAUUCCACAACAAGCAUUUGCAUGGACUUGCAAUGUAAGCACACACGCGAUCACACAGCCCCAGAGACCGUUUCAAUUCUAAGUAAUGACACGCACUUCGACAACGACACACAUUCCUAUUUUUUGUACUAUCUGUCGCAGUAUUUCAACCUGGGUUCCUCCGUCCUCUUCUACCUCAGCGCCGCGGUGAACCCGUUACUGUACAACGUGAUGUCAGCCAGAUACCGACACGCUGUACACAGUCUCAUACGCUCGCAACCACACGCCCAAGGCUUGCGCACACUUGAGACACAGCGCGCCACCACAAAUUUGUAAGAAAGAGCUUUUACCUUAAAAAUAGCAGCUUGAAAA